This is a messenger RNA of Pelobates fuscus (common spadefoot toad), 3251 nucleotides long. It is a transcript of the gene EXOC2, whose product is annotated as exocyst complex component 2. The transcript has 29 exons. Gene Ontology annotation, cellular component: exocyst. The record is from RefSeq and is a predicted model, not a curated record. Gene Ontology annotation, biological process: exocytosis; Golgi to plasma membrane transport. Bases 105 to 2882 code for a protein of 925 amino acids. Lineage: Eukaryota; Metazoa; Chordata; Amphibia; Anura; Pelobatidae.
GUGGUGUCUCCGGUGCAGGAUGGAUCUUAAAUAACAGUCUCAAACAAGGUUUCGAAUUUAGGUUGGCAAGCUUACUAGGCACCAGAAUAUUUCAUAUUUUAAUAAUGUCGGGUGCUCGACAGCCUCCGCUAGUGACUGGGAUUUCACCUAAAGAAGGGACAUCCUGGACGAAAGUCACUAUCAGAGGAGAAAACCUGGGGACUGGACCAUCUGACCUCAUAGGUUUAACGAUCUGUGGACACAACUGCCUCCUAACAGCAGAAUGGAUAUCUGCAAGCAAAAUAGUGUGCCGCGUUGGCCAAGACAAAAAUGACAAAGGAGAUAUCAUUGUCACUACAAAAUCAGGAGGGAAAGGAACCUCAACAGUUUUCUUUAAGCUCCUUAAACCAGAAAAAAUAGAUAUCUUGGAUCAAUCUGCUGUAUGGGUGGAUGAACUGAAUUAUUAUGACAUGCGUACGGCCAGAAAUAAAGGGAUAUCCCCUUUUACUCAAAGACCAGCCAAUCCUCUAGGUAUCGAUAUUGACAGAGGUAAAGUUCCACAUACAGAAUUUGAUUCUUUGUAUCCUGGGAUGAGUGGAGAUUUCAACAGAGAAAAAUUCUCUGCAACAAUGUACCUGAUUGAAAAUCAUUCCAGUGCUAGCUUUGAGCAGCUCAAAAUAGCAGCUACCAAUUUGCGUAAGCAGGCAAGCAAGAAAAAUGAGGGAAAUGUUGCUUACGUGAAGGGAGGCCUAAGUACAUUCUUUGAGGCUCAGGAUGCACUGGCAGCAAUCCAUCAAAAAUUGGAGGUGGAUGGAACGGAAAAAGUGGAAGGGUCGAUGACGCAAAAAUUGGAGAAGGUUCUGAAAAGCGCAAGUACUACUGCUGACACCCUAUUCCAGGAAGUUCUGGGUAGGAAAGAUAAAGCAGACUCUACUCGGAAUGCCCUGAAUGUCCUGCAGCGCUUUAAAUUCCUCUUCAACCUUUCGCUCAACAUUGAAAAGAACAUUCAAAAGGGUGAUUAUGAUGUGGUCAUUAAUGACUAUGAAAAAGCAAAGUCAUUGUUUGGGAAGACUGAAGUCCAAGUGUUCAAGAAAGUUUAUGCUGAAGUUGAAACCCGAAUUGAAGCUUUAAGGAAAUUACUUUUGGCCAAGUUACUGGAAACACCAUCUGCUCUGCUUGACCAAAAACGUUACAUCAGAUACCUUUCCGAUCUCCAUGCUCCUGAUGACCCAGCUUGGCAAUGUAUUGGAGCCCAGCACAAAUGGAUUGUUCAGCUGAUGCACAGUUGUAAGGAUGGCUACAUUAAAGAACUUAAAGGUAAUCCAAUGCUUCAGAGCCCAUUACUAGACAUGGACAGUGAUGGACGCCCGUCUCCUAUUGGCAGACUCAGUCAGACCGCAUCCCUUCAAAGAGGCAGCAGCUUCCAAUCUGGGAGAAACGACUCAUGGAGAUACAAAACUCCUCAUCAAGUGGCAUUUGUAGAAAAACUGACAAAAGUGGUUGUAGGUCAACUUCCUAAUUUCUGGAAGCUUUGGAUUUCGUAUGUGAAUGGAAGCAUUUUUAGUGAGACAGCAGAAAAAUCUGGCCAAAUGGAAAAAUCAAAGAAGAAUGCAAGACAGCGACAGAAUGACUUCAAGAAAAUGAUACAAGAAGUGAUGCAUUCACUAGUCAAGCUCAUCCGUGGAGCGCUACUUCCAUUCAGCCUUGGAGAAGAAGAAUUGAGACAUUAUGGAGGCUGGGAGCUAAAGACUGACAUGUCAGGUUCUUGGUUGACGCAGAUAAUCCAGACGGUUCGGCUUUGUUAUGAGUCGUUGACAGCUCUUGAGAUACCUAAUGAUAUGCUGCAAACCAUACAAGACCUAAUUUUGGAUUUACGAGUGAAUUGUGUUAUAGUCACUUUAAAACAGACUACAGAAGAAGUAAAACGAUUAGCAGACAAGGAAGAUUGGAUUGUUGAUAAUGAAGGGUUAACUGCUUUGCCAUCUCUGUUUGAGCACUGUGUUGUUCAGUCUCUGCAAUCCCUGAAAACAGUCCUGGAAUGCAAGCCUGGAGAAGCAAGCGUUUUCCAGCAGCAAAAAGUACAGGAUGAUGUUUGCCACUCGUGCAUUCAAAUGAUUAAGGUCUUUAUAACCAGCCUGGAGAAUCUGAGCACAAAGCCUGAGGGAAAUAUAGAUACCUUGCAUACUUCAGUAGAUGUUUCAUCUCCUGAAUUGUUUGGAAGCAUCCAUGAAGAUCUUACCAUAUCACCUGAAAAAAGGCUGCUAACUGUACUCAGUAAUUGUCGAUAUCUGGAACGCCAUACUCUGAUAAACAUUGCUGAUUAUUUUGAGAAGCAUGGCUUUCAAGGAUUAGAGAAAAUAACCCAGGCCAGCACUGAUUCUUUGAAGGAGUUGGAUGAAAGCCUUUUUGAAACAUUUAUUGAGAUAAAAGCAGACCCCAUAGUUGGUUCCCUGGAGCCAGGAAUUUACGCUGGUUAUUUUGAUUUCAAAGACUGUCAGACACCUACAGGUGUCAGAAACUAUUUGAAGGAGGCGCUAGUGAAUAUUAUUGCUGUGCAUGCAGAGGUAUUUGCAAUUUCCAAAGAACUGGUCCCCAGAGUAAUGUCAAACAUUGUGGAAGCAGUGGGUGAAGAACUUAGUCGGCUAAUGCAAUGCGUUCCUGCUUUCAGCGCAAACGGGGCUUUACAGGCACGACUUGAAAUUUGUUCUCUUAGAGACGCUAUUGCAAUUUAUCUGACAGAUGACAGCAAGGCCAGCUUCAGACAAGCACUAGAGCCUCUGCCUCAACUAUCAAGUGGGGCAGAUAAAAAGUUACUGGAAGAGUUACUAAACGAAUUUAAAAGCAGCAUGCAUCUCCAGCUGACCUGUUUCCAGCCUUCUUCCGUUGUUAGUAUGAAGACUUGAGGAACUAGGAAAGUGAUCCAAAACCACAACAACUUUUACAUCCCUCCUGUUCAAGUUCAGCAUACGAGCUCAGCUUUUACACUUGUAUUGAAAAUGUGUGUAAAUGCAUCUUUUCUACAGCUGCCACUAUAAUAAAAAUAAAAUCUUACCUUAAUUUACUAACCUAUUUUACAGUUAAUAAUUAACAUGCAUUAUACAAAUAAAAUAUAGCAUGCCCUGUUUUAUAAAGUAAUGAGACUCUCUGAAAUGUAUUUAAAAUGAAAUGAAAGAAAGUGUGGGAAAAAGUUAUUUGAAAUGUAUCAAACUGGCAUUCAUAAGUCCCCAGUGUGUAUUUGUAUGAGGUGUAAAAUAAAAGUAACAGUAACUAAA